Molecule: messenger RNA, 1157 nt
Organism: Salvelinus sp. IW2-2015
Lineage: Eukaryota; Metazoa; Chordata; Actinopteri; Salmoniformes; Salmonidae
Product: cytohesin-1
Biological process (GO): regulation of ARF protein signal transduction
Molecular function (GO): guanyl-nucleotide exchange factor activity
Source: RefSeq, a predicted model, not a curated record
ACAGUUCCUGUGGAGCUUCCGGCUGCCUGGCGAGGCCCAGAAGAUCGACCGCAUGAUGGAGGCUUUCGCCCAGAGAUACUGCCAGUGCAACCCUGGCGUAUUCCAGUCCACAGACACCUGUUACAUCCUGUCGUUUGCCAUCAUCAUGCUGAACACCAGCCUCCACAACCCCAACGUGAAGGACAAGCCGGCGGUGGAGCGCUUCAUCUCCAUGAACAGAGGAAUCAACGAUGGAGGAGACCUUCCAGAGAACCUGUAUGACAGCAUCAAGAACGAGCCCUUCAAAAUCCCUGAGGACGACGGGAACGAUCUCACACACACCUUCUUUAACCCAGACCGGGAGGGCUGGCUGCUUAAACUGGGAGGUAUGUACAUCUGCUCUUCCCAAAAACUAGUUCAUCUUCUCAGCUCUUCGGUGCUUUCGGUGGUCCGCCAUUGCUUCCGUUCUCCUUAAUUUAUUUCCGUUCUACGCUUCGAACGUUUUUUUGUUGUUAUUUGUGUAUUUUGUUGCUGUUGGGUUUCCUUGUUCCGCCAUCAUCGACUGAAUCUAGUAUUAAUUGUAUGUUUGUAUGUUUGUUGGUCUUCCAUUGAGCUGGUGGUUUGUCCACGUGCUUCUCUCUCUCUCUCUGUAUUGGUCGCCGGGCGGUUGCUAGGUGCUUUGCCUGGUUAGGCCGCUCGGGGAACAACAUGGUGGCCAUUUUGUUUUGUGCCCGCCGUAGUGAAGAGUUUGACCUCUCUGUUAUGCUGUGGUGAUUUACCUUUUCAGUCUCCGUGUUUUGGUGGGCUGCAGUAUUCCUCUUUCUAGAGAGAGCACGACAAAGGGUUUGAAGACAGUUCUACGAAUCUAAGUAGUUUUGAAUUAGCAACCAAUUAGCUACCAUUAAGGAACCUAUUGAAAAUUGACCAGCAUUUUAGAUUGUGAAUAUUAAAUCAUGUUAGAACUCUCCUUCUCAGAAGUUCUGGCUGACAAGAACAAUGUCUGCUGUUGUUAGCUCUUUAAUGGGAUCAUAUGAGGGGAAUACUGCAGCUACACCAACUGGCUCCAGCUCUGCUCUCUCCGUCAUGCUGAUAAUGGACCUGAAGGGUGAUGGUGUGGCUUUGGCCUGGGCUGGUGUGGCUUUGGUCUGGCUUUGGCCUGGUCUGGCUUUGGUCUGGCU